GCGUGACACUCGAUCGAUCGCUGGUCUUAUUCUAGCUCACCGGCCUUCUUCUUCAACUGACCGAUCGCUCGACCAUCCCCAUGGCCAUGGACGCCGGCAGCAAUGGCACGGGGACGCGGCUCGGUCUCCUUGUUUUACACCUCACCAUCCUCUUUCUCCUCGGCGGCGGCGCGGAGGCGGCGACGUCGUUCAGCUUCACCAACGCGUGCGCGCACCCGGUGUGGGUGGGCGCGCUCAACGGGGCCACCUCGCCUCCCCUAUCCCACACCGGCUUCUAUCUCGCCUCGGGCGCCACCUCCUCCCUCGCCGCCCCGUCCUCCGGCGCAUGGUCGGGCAACUUCUGGGCGCGCACCGGCUGCGCCACCGACGCCUCCACGGGCCGCUUCUCCUGCGCCACCGCCGACUGCGGCUCCGGCGACGUCGCCUGCAACGGCCGCGGGCCGGCGCCGCCCGUCACGCUCGCUGAGAUCACCCUUGCCGCGCCCGGCUCCGGCGGCCUCGACUUCUACGACGUCAGCCUCGUCGACGGCUUCAACGUGCCGCUCCGCAUCGCCCCGUCCGGCAACACCAGCGGCAACAACGGGUGCAGCGCCGCCGCAUGCGCCGGCGACGUGAACGCGGUCUGCCCCUCGGACCUACGCGUGCAGUCCGGGUCGGCGGUGGUGGCGUGCAAGAGCGCGUGCAACGCCUACGGCAGCGCGCGCUACUGCUGCAGCGGCGACUACGGCACGCCGGCGGCGUGCGGGCCAACCAACUACUCGCAGGUGUUCAAGGCCGCCUGCCCGACGGCGUACAGCUACGCAUACGAUGACGCCAGCUCAACCUUCACCUGUUCCGGCGCCGCCGUCUACGACGUGAUAUUCUGCCCAGCCAAUUAAUUAUUAAUUAAUUGUCUGAUUCUAAUGCUGCAAUAAUAAAACGGCAUGAAUGUAAUUUAUUCACUUCGGUGAAAAAAGAUUUGAGGGGCUCGAAUAGUAAUUAAUCAAUUAACGGUGAAAAAGAUACUAGUA
Lolium perenne is the source of this 1010-nucleotide messenger RNA. RefSeq names its product thaumatin-like protein 1b. The record is from RefSeq and is a predicted model, not a curated record. NCBI's taxonomy places the organism in Eukaryota, Viridiplantae, Streptophyta, Magnoliopsida, Poales, Poaceae.